UUUUCUUAGGGUAUAGAUCACGCAGUGAAACAGAGCUACCGUUCAUGAGAGCUCCCAUUUUUAAAGCAGAGGAAACAACUGAAACUACCCUCAAGUUGACUGUCAAAUUGAAUAAACAAAUCUCUGGUGAUGGCCACAGACUUCCCCUUUGACUUGUAACUGUCUGAUCCCCACACACAGCUCACUUCAAAUGAAAACAACUGUUAAUAAAAAUGGCCGAAACCCCUCAAUUCCCUUUCAUCACCUUCAACACUUCCCACCAGCAAAGAACACCUCGGGAGACCACCAACACUCUUGAAACUAGAAACCCAUCAGAAAAGAUUGCAGAUGCCAAUACAGAGAUGUCUUUUCUUCAAACCCAUUUCAGUAAUUCUCCUUGUUUUUCCAUUACUCUCAAUCACCGCAUCUGGGUAUGGUUCGCCAGGGACGAUUGCCGCGUCUUUUGGCGAGAAUGGCUUCUUCUGCGCCAUAGAUGCGGGUGGGAAGCAAGAGAUCAUAUGCUGGGACAAGGACAAUAAAUCCACUGUCUCUUCAACGGCAUUUUCCAGUUCUCUUCCAGCCAUGGCUUCUCUCUCUGGCGGUGAGGGGUUUCUCUGCGGCAUUACGUCGAACAACUCUCGGAUUUUCUGUUGGGACUUGGUUAAUUCGGGUGAGAAUCUUGUCCCCGGAGCUUUUAGAUUCAGUUCUUACUUGCAAGUAGCUGCUGGUGGGAAUCAUGUUUGUGCUAUAAGAGGAUCUUACUAUUCUGGUACUGACUUUGGGUACAUUGAUUGCUGGGAAUAUCAUCAAACAAUUGGUACUCAUAAUUUUACUUUAGGGACUGUGAGUAAUUCUUCAUUUCAUGAUCCUUUUAUUGAUAGUCUUAUGUUUAGGAGGAUUGUCUCUGGAGAUGGAUUUAGUUGUGGUGUUGUUAAGGAUGGAAAGGUUGUUUGCUGGGGACCCAACUCAUCUAAUUUGGGUCUUCCAACUACCUCUGGUGAGCUUCAGGUUUUAGCUUCAGGGAGGAACUCAAUUUGUGGGAUCUCUAGUGUCUCUAAUAAAGUUGAAUGCUGGGGAGACGCUGAUGAAUUUGGCACCAUUCCGAUUGGGACCAAGUUUGUUGGUUUAUCAACUGGUGCACGCCAUUUCUGUGGCAUCCACAAGGAUGAUCAUGAAGUAGAGUGUUGGGGAAGUAUUGAUUCAUCUUCAGUUCCAAAAGGUUAUGGAUUCGUGUCAAUUGCAUCAGCCGAGUUUAUUACUUGUGGCAUGCGAGAAGUUGACUUGGUUCUUGAUUGUUGGGGUGUUCAUGGCCAGUCUCCUUCGGGUUAUAGCCCUCCUCUGCAGUUAUGUAGUCCAGGCAUGUGUUCACCUGGGCAGUGUGGUCCAGGGAGAUUUGCAUUCAAUGCUAGCAUUCUUAACGAGCCGGAAUUAACAAGCCUUUGUGUUCAAAAGGAUCUGAAGAUUUGCCUGCCUUGUGGAACUAAUUGUUCCGAAGGAUAUUUCCCUUCAAGCAUGUGUAGUGAGAAUGCAGACAGAGUAUGUACUGCUUGUUCACUUUGCCAAAACAGCUCUUGUUGGGAUGUUUGUAGGCUUCCUUCAUCCGGGAUUCGACAGCAAGAGCAGCAACAGAUGAGGAGAUUGAUAAUAAUUAUUGCAUCAUCUGUGGUGGGCUCAUUAACAAUCUUAAUAGGGUGUUGUCUUAUUCCUUACAGUGUCGAAAGUAAAGAAGAUGAGAGGGUCAGAACUCAAUGCAUUUUCUGUAUAGGCAAGCCAGUGGUUGAAGCUGACCCUGAUCCCAGUCCACAACCACCUAUCUCUACAGUCACAUCUAUCGGUGAUACCCAAGUUUUCCGUCUUUCAGAACUGAAAGACGCCACACAUGGAUUCAAGGAAUUCAGUGAGCUUGGCCGAGGAAGCUUUGGUUUUGUUUACAAAGCUGUCCUGCCCGACGGUAGGCAACUGGCAGUCAAAAGAGCUAAUGCUGCCACUAUAAUCCACACCAGUAUCCGGGAUUUCGAAGCUGAAUUAGAAAUUUUGUGCAAACUCAGACAUGCCAAUAUUGUGAAUUUGUUGGGUUAUUGCGUUGAAAUGGGGGAAAGAUUGCUGAUCUAUGAGUACAUGCCUCAUGGAACACUUUAUGAUCAUCUUCAUGGUGAGCUCUCUCCUCUUGAUUGGAACUUGAGGUUACGGAUUUCUUUGCAGGCUGCAAGAGGAUUGGAGUACCUCCAUAACGAAGUAACUUCUCCCAUUGUUCACUGUGAUGUAAAAACAUCAAAUAUCCUUUUAGACUCCGAGUGGGGCGCAAGGAUUGCAGAUUUUUGGUUUCUAAAUGCUAACGAAAGGGAUUUAAACGUGGGUAUGGAGAACCAUGUCUACAAAUUCGGAAUUGUUCUGCUAGAGAUAUUAAGUGGAAGAAAAACAUACGAUACCGACUGCAUGCCUCCAGGGAUCGUUGAGCGGGCAUUGCCAUUAAUCAGACAGGGAAAGGCAGCUGCCAUUAUUGAUCAAAACGUGGCUCUUCCAAGAAAUGUGGAACCGCUGCUUAAACUUGCUGAUUUAGCAGAGCUAACUUUGAGGGAAAAUCCAGGCGAGCGUCCCAGCAUCACGAAUCUGGUAAAUACUUUGGAUAUAAUUUGUAAUAGUGGAUUGGCCUUCUGAUCAUAUCAGGAUCCAUAUAAAUUUUUUUAAAGAAACACUUUUUUAGGCUUUUCAACUGUA
Molecule: messenger RNA, 2697 nt
Organism: Carica papaya (papaya)
Lineage: Eukaryota; Viridiplantae; Streptophyta; Magnoliopsida; Brassicales; Caricaceae
Gene: CCR2
Product: CRINKLY4 related 2
Biological process (GO): protein phosphorylation
Molecular function (GO): protein binding; protein kinase activity; ATP binding
Source: RefSeq, a predicted model, not a curated record